Lolium perenne is the source of this 2163-nucleotide messenger RNA. Its product is annotated as protein DETOXIFICATION 35. Gene Ontology annotation, molecular function: xenobiotic transmembrane transporter activity; antiporter activity. Gene Ontology annotation, biological process: xenobiotic detoxification by transmembrane export across the plasma membrane. The record is from RefSeq and is a predicted model, not a curated record. NCBI's taxonomy places the organism in Eukaryota, Viridiplantae, Streptophyta, Magnoliopsida, Poales, Poaceae. Gene Ontology annotation, cellular component: membrane.
UUGAUCUCGCAGAGUACAAGGAAUGAACACAAGGAUCACACACCAAACACACGGCGUCGUCCCCAACCAUCCGCCCUAAUUAACCAGCCGCAACCACGCCGCCAAGAACGGCAGAGCGCGCGCACGGACGGACGGCCCUGCCGCUCGCGAGCCAGGAAGGUGAUCGACCACCGGCCGCCACCUUCCUCUACACCCACCACCACCACCGGCCACUGCCAUGGCCUACACCGAGCCGCUCCUUUUCACCACGCCCCAAAACAACAGCCACAGCCCGCGCGGCGCGCGCCACCUCCACGUCGGCCCCUUCGAUCCCGCCCCUGCCACCAUCCCAACUGUAGACGCCGACGACGACGCCGUGGCCAGCAUGGUAGUGUCGGUGCGCGACGACGAGACCGGCGCGCUCGUCGCCGCCGGCCGCGGCGACGAGGAGGAGGACGAUGACCCCCGGGACGCGCCGGCGGUGCGGUCGGCGCGCGGCGCGCUGGCGGUGUUCGGGGAGGAGUCGCGUCGGCUGUGGGCCAUCGGCGCGCCCAUCGCCUUCAACAUCCUCUGCCUCUACGGCACCAACUCCACCACGCAGAUCUUCGCGGGCCACAUCGGCAACCGCGAGCUCUCCGCCGUCGCCAUCGGCCUCUCCGUCGUCUCCAACUUCUCCUUUGGCUUCCUCCUGGGCAUGGGGAGCGCGCUGGAGACGCUGUGCGGGCAGGCGUUCGGGGCGGGGCAGGUGGCGAUGCUGGGCGUGUACAUGCAGCGGUCCUGGAUCAUCCUCACCGCCUCCGCGCUACUCCUCUCGCCGCUCUACGUCUUCGCGGGGCCCAUCCUGCGCCUGCUCGGCCAGGAGGAGGCCAUCGCCGCCGCCGCCGGCGACUUCACGCUCUGCAUCAUCCCGCAGAUGUUCGCGCUCGCCAUCAACUUCCCCACGCAGAAGUUCCUGCAGGCGCAGAGCAAGGUCGCCGCGCUCGCCUGGAUCGGCUUCGCCGCCCUCAUCGCGCACGUCGGGUUAUUGGCAUUGUUCGUGUCCGUGCUCGGCUGGGGCGUUGCCGGCGCCGCCGCGGCGUACGACGUGUCGUCGUGGCUGACCGCCCUGGCGCAGGUUGCCUACGUGGUCGGGUGGUGCAAGGAAGGGUGGACGGGCCUGUCCCGCGCCGCGUUCAAGGAGCUCUGGGCCUUCGUCAAGCUCUCGCUGGCGUCAGCCGUCAUGCUCUGCCUCGAGAUCUGGUACAUGAUGGUGCUCGUCGUACUCACCGGCCACCUCGACGACGCCGAGAUCGCCGUCGAUUCCAUCUCCAUAUGCAUGAACAUCAAUGGGUGGGAGGGGAUGCUGUUCAUCGGCCUGAACGCCGCCAUCAGCGUGCGCGUGUCCAACGAGCUGGGCUCGGGCCGGCCGCGGGCGACGAUGCAUGCCGUGGCGGUGGUGCUGGUGCAGUCGCUGGCCUUCGGCCUGGUGGCCAUGGUGCUCAUCCUGGCCACGCGGAACCAGUUCGCGGUCAUCUUCACCGGCGACCGGCACCUGCAGAAGGCCGUGGCCAACAUCGCCAGCUUGCUCGCCGUCACCAUGGUGCUCAACAGCAUCCAGCCCGUCAUCUCGGGCGUCGCCGUCGGUGGCGGCUGGCAGGGGGUCGUCGCCUACAUCAACCUCGGCUGCUACUACGCCUUCGGCCUACCCCUCGGCUUCAUCUUCGGCUACCUCUUCAGAUGGGGAGUCAGGGGCAUUUGGGCGGGGAUGCUGUGCGGGACAGCGUUGCAGACGGCGAUCCUCAUGUACAUGGUGUACAAGACCGACUGGAAAGCAGAGGCGGCACAAGCGCUGGAGAGAGUGAGAUUAUGGGGAGGACAGCACGAGAAGCUUCCGACGACAGACAGGGAGGAGCCUAGCUAGCUAAAAUUCAGAAACUACACUAGAGCUUCUAGUUUCAGUUUUCCCUUUUGCUCUCGAUCUCCGUGCUCUAUCUCUCUAUCUCACUGUGUGCAUUAGAUUAGAUUAUGCUAGGCAUAGGUAGAGCAAUGUAACCUGAGUUUAUACACGAGUUUCUUGGACUUAGCUUCCAUUUCGUAGGGUAUAUGUAGAAUUGCCUUGUCUAUAGGUUACACACGCAGUUGAAAAGGUUGAAAAACAUCGAUGGAGUUUCGAAUGGUCAAAAGAAGGUAAAUAUUUUUGUCCAA